AUGCUCCCUCACUCGAAGCAGAUCCUCGUCGCGGGUGUGGUGCUCAUCUCGCUCGGCGCGGUCGUCGUGGGCAUCACCACCGCGCGCGCGGUCCGCGGCGACCAGCGCGCUCGCCGCGCGGAGGACGAAGUCCUCGCGCUCAGGACCGCCCUCGACGACGUGAGCGCUCCCGUCGCGCACGAGCGCCGCAACAGGCGCGAGCUCUCCGAGAAGAUGGAGGGUUGGAUCGACGCACGAGCGACUUGGUACGGAGGUCCAGAUGGCCCAGGGCCCGACGGCAUGUCCAUCUACACCGGCAGCUGCGGCUACGGCACCAGCUUGAACAACCACUACAUAUCCGCAUGGCACACCGACGGCGGCUACGACUGGGGUCUGACCGACAAGUGCGGUCAGUGCUACGAGGUCAUGUGCGUCGACGGCGCGACCCGCGGCAAGGACUGGAGCGACCUCGGCCCCUGGGGCGGAUGCGCCGAGCCCGGCAAGAAAACAGUCGUCGUGAUGAUCUCCGACUCUUGCCCGUGCCACCACCCAAACUCCGGCAACAAGCGGUGGUGCUGCGGAGACCGCACGCACCUCGAUCUCUCCUACGCCGCGUUCGAUCAGAUCGCCAUCAGGCACAGGGGAGUCGUGGAUCUCAAGGUCAGACCCGCGCCCUGCGAUAAGCAGGGAGUCGUGGCGUAUUACGAGUGA
This is a messenger RNA of Micromonas commoda, 690 nucleotides long. RefSeq lists its product as hypothetical. Bases 1 to 690 code for a protein of 229 amino acids. The transcript is spliced from 2 exons. The record is from RefSeq and is a predicted model, not a curated record. Gene Ontology annotation, biological process: plant-type cell wall organization. NCBI's taxonomy places the organism in Eukaryota, Viridiplantae, Chlorophyta, Mamiellophyceae, Mamiellales, Mamiellaceae.